GCCGGAGAGGGAGGGGGGAUGGCGAGAGGUGAUUCAUGGCAGGGGACGUGGAAGGGUUUAGCUCCUCCAUCCAUGACACCAGUGUCUCUGCUGGAUUCAGAGCACUGUAUGAGGAGGGAUUGCUUCUUGAUGUCACACUUGUCAUUGAAGACCACCAGUUUCAGGCCCAUAAAGCCCUGCUUGCCACCCAGAGUGAUUACUUCAGGAUUAUGUUCACAGCUGACAUGCGAGAACGAGAUCAGGACAAAAUCCAUUUGAAAGGUCUGACAGCUACAGGCUUCAGUCAUGUCCUCCAAUUCAUGUACUAUGGAACUAUUGAACUGAGUAUGAACACUGUUCAUGAAAUCCUUCAGGCUGCCAUGUAUGUCCAGCUGAUAGAGGUGGUAAAAUUUUGCUGCUCUUUUCUCUUAGCUAAGAUCUGCUUAGAAAACUGUGCAGAAAUUAUGAGACUUUUGGAUGAUUUUGGUGUAAACAUCGAAGGAGUCAGGGAAAAAUUGGACUCCUUUCUUCUAGAGAAUUUUGUGCCGCUCAUGUCCAGACCUGACUUUCUUUCCUAUCUGAGCUUUGAAAAGCUCAUGACUUACUUGGAUAACGAUCACCUGAGCAGGUUUCCAGAGAUAGAGCUCUAUGAAGCCGUUCAGGCUUGGCUGCGCCAUGAUAGAAGACGCUGGAGGCAUACGGACACCAUCAUUCAGAACAUCAGGUUUUGUUUGAUGACACCAUCCAGUGUUUUUGAGAAGGUUGGUGCAUUUGAAAAGCAGUAGACAGGAUUCAUCAUUUAGCUAGGGCAGCAUGCCGUUAAAUAGGUAAGAUUCCCAAGCCUGUUAGGAGCGACAAAAAGACAGCAUUUAUUUUUCUAGCCUAUCUGUAGAAGAUGAACAUCCCAAGGUCAUGUCAUCUAAAUGUUAGAAAAUAGUACGUAGAGUGACUGGAGAGCAGGUAGGUUUGCGUACGUGCUUUUAAAUGACUUCUUAUAGAAAGGACCUUUUAAAAUAAGGUCACCUGCAUAAAGUUU
Molecule: messenger RNA, 1015 nt
Organism: Tinamus guttatus (white-throated tinamou)
Lineage: Eukaryota; Metazoa; Chordata; Aves; Tinamiformes; Tinamidae
Source: RefSeq, a predicted model, not a curated record